Molecule: messenger RNA, 3628 nt
Organism: Sus scrofa (pig)
Lineage: Eukaryota; Metazoa; Chordata; Mammalia; Artiodactyla; Suidae
Gene: CRH
Product: corticotropin releasing hormone
Biological process (GO): negative regulation of glucagon secretion; negative regulation of epinephrine secretion; positive regulation of cortisol secretion
Cellular component (GO): extracellular region
Molecular function (GO): corticotropin-releasing hormone activity
Source: RefSeq, a predicted model, not a curated record
UCGAACCUGCAUCCUCAUGGAUACUAGUCAGAUUCAUUUUCACUGAACCAAGAUGGGAACUCCUGAAAGAACUAGGUUCUAAUUCUGACUUUUAUCACUAACUAGCUGAGUGACUUCAGGUAAGUCACUUAACCUCUCUGGUUCUCAUUAAAAACUGACUGAUCUCUCCCAGUCACUUUUAAUAUGAAUUGUCAGUGCUGUGAUGAGUUCUAACUUUUGGCUAAGUUGUGGUGAAUAGGGGCUACCCUGCACAGUUCCCUCUCUUCUGGGAUCUAGGUCUUUUGUUCCUCAUGCUUAGUCAGAGCCACUUUGCCUAACCAACUACCUACUCCAGGGAAAUCUCACAGCAAGGAUUCAAUAGUGAUGAGGGAGCUGUACUAAAACAACAUCCUCAAUAAGCCCAAGAGGAGAGAGAUCUGAUGAGAUUUGGCAUUAGUCAAAGCCUAGAACAUGUUGUUUCUUCCUUCUCUGGAGGAACUUCCCAGGCCUUCUCAGCUAAACCUUUGAUCUUAUUCCUUUCCUAGUUCUUACUCUCUUUCCAUUUACCUGACCCUCCCCUUCCAAAUCUAUGUUCACCUCCAGGCUGACAUCCAAGCUAAAAUCUGCCAAUGGAGACAGAGGAGGGUUCAUCUCCUACCAACAUAAAAUACAGUUUUCCUCUAAAAAGCACAACCAUUUUCCAUAUUUAUGAUCUUCUGUUAAUAACUCACAUCUUCCCCAGAAGGCACAUUUCUUUCUCUAUUCUCUUAUGUCAGAAGCACAUUCCAUGCAAUGAUCCAACUAUGGGCUUCUCUGGAAACUGCCAGAAUUUUUCUUUCUACCUUCCUUUUGUUUAUGAGAAUGGUUGUGGAUUAAUACAGACCCCAAAACAGGAGUUGCAGUGUGUAUUGCAUCGUUUGUCAUGUGAGCUACAAUGCAAAGGAAGCAGCCAGAGGUAACCAGAAAUGAGGAACAGGAAAUUUCUGAUAAACAAUUCUGGUGGUUAUCUAGAAGCUGAACUGAAUCAUAGAUACCAGAGUUUGGAAUUGCAUUUUGAAUUGGAGAAUUAGAGGUAACUGCCUCCCACCUGUAUGAUAGUAUCAAUUUAUUGUGAAAUUUGAGUAUGGUUUUAUAAGCAUUUAUUCUUUGGUAGUGCUAGAGAGUAUUUAUUUAUCAGGCUCCCAUGCAGCACAUUUGAAUUUGGAAAAAGAAAUGAUUAAAACAGCAACAAACUGGGUGCUUCUGAUAUGGAUACUAUUAUGGGUGUUAAUAGUAUUUGGAAGUAAGAUGAAUGAAGAUACUGUUUUACAGACUCAGUAUUCAUCAAUAAAAACAUGCAACUGGUAAAUUUAGCCCUGUAAUCAGGCAGUUAAGAAGAGUGAUUUCUGUCCUAUUUGUAUAGAAUAGAAAGUUAGAAUGGAUGUUUCUGUCAUUGGGCUUGCAUUGAGUAAGCUAGAUAAAAAUUGUUUAACUCAUCCGCCUCUCACUGGUCCUUUCUUUCUCUAAUUUGGGAACAGAAAAGCCCACAAUUAAUUUCACAUUCUGAGAGAAGAGAUGAAGGAGGAACAGUGAGGUUCUGGGAGAACUUAAAAUCUUUGCUGCACCCCUGACUGAUCCUGGUUUGUGCCUCUUCAUCAUGGAAGUAGCUCUUGUAUCAUUUAAAAAACUUGAGCAGUGUUCCCAAAGAGGCUUAUUGGUCUUACCUCUGUAGGCUCAUAAUUCCUUUAUCUGUUCUUGGGAGGAAAAAGCAGAGAGAGGCUUAAAAGCUGGAGGUCUAUGCACUCCCGUCUCCUUGUUCUUCAUUCUUAUCCAGGCAGAAAGGUAAUGGGACACGUCUCUAGCAGAGGGAGGUUUUCAGAUACUGAGGUUUUGUCUGAGACAACUGGUCAGAGAAGUUAGGAGGAAGAGGGAAGAGGGGGUUCAGGAGCCCCCUAUAAGUGGAUGCUGCUUCCCCACAGGACUGUGGGUUGGUCCACCUCCCUUCCUUCACACUUUCCUCUUCUCUCCCCUCCCAUUCAUCGGCUCUUUUUUGACCUUCACUUCGGCCCUUCAUAGUAAGAGGUCAGUAUGUUUUCACACUUGGGAAAUCUCAUUCAAGAAUUUUUGUCAAUGGACAAGUCAUAAGAAGCCCUUCCAUUUUAGGGCUCGUUGACGUCACCAAGGAGGCGAUAAAUAUCUGUUGAUAUAAUUGGAUGUGAGAUUCAGUGUUGAGAUAGCAAAAAUUCUGCCCCUCAUUCCCCGGCAGGGCCCUAUGAUUUAUGCAGGAGCAGAGGCAGCACGCAAUCGAGCUGUCAAGAGAGCGUCAGCUUAUUAGGCAAAUGCUGCGUUGUUUCUGAAGAGGGUCGACACUAUAAAAUCCCACUCCAGGCUCUGGUGUGGAGAAACUCAGAGCCCAAGUCCGUUGAGAGACUGAAGAGAAAGAGAAGAGGGAAAGAAGAACAGUGGGGACAGAAAGGAGAAGCAAAGAAAACCCUUGAAAACCCCAGAGACGUUCCUCUGCAGAGAGGCGCGGCGCGCAGCUCACCUACAGAAGCGCCUCAGAAGCGCCCCUAAAAUGCGGCUGCCACUGCUUGUGUCCGCGGGCGUCCUGUUGGUGGCUCUCUUGCCCUGCCCGCCAUGCAGGGCCCUCCUCAGCCGGGGCCCCGUCUUGGGUGCCCGGCAGGCCCCGCAGCACCCCCAGGCCCUGGAUUUCCUCCAGCCGCAGCAGCAGCCCCAGCAGCCGCAGCCUCGGCCGGUCCUACUCCGCAUGGGGGAGGAAUAUUUCCUCCGCCUGGGUAACCUCAAUAAGAGUCCCGCUGCUCCACUCUCUCCCGCCUCCUCGCCUCUCACCGGCAGCAGCGGCAACCGGCCGGACGAGGUGGCUGCCAACUUUUUCCGCGCGUUGCUGCAGCAGCUACCGCUGCCCCGGCGCCCGCUUGACAGCCCUUCGGGUCCCGCGGAGCGCGGCGCAGAGAAUGCCCUCAGCAGCCGCCAGGAGGCACCCGAGAGGGAGAGGCGAUCCGAGGAACCUCCCAUCUCGCUGGAUCUCACCUUCCACCUCCUCAGAGAAGUCUUGGAAAUGGCCAGGGCGGAGCAGUUAGCGCAGCAAGCUCACAGCAACAGGAAACUGAUGGAGAUUAUUGGGAAGUGAAACGGUGCGUUUGGCCAAAAAGAUUCUGCAUUUAGCACAAAAAACAAAAAUAAAAAAUAUUACAGUAUUCUGUACCAUAGCGUUGCUCUGAUACCAUUUGUUUAUUUUUAUAUAGCUUGAGAAGUAGAAGACCGUGCAGCAAGAGCGCUCCUACCCCUUAAAUAGCAUGCACAAAGUGUAUUCACGUGCCACAGGGCAACAAAAUGUAAUUUGUAUCGUCUGUGUUUAGUUUCUCUUUAUUUCCAGGUGUCUUUAAUGAUGUUUUAAAGAGCAAAUAGACCCAGGGGGAAAUGUUUUGAAGAAGCAGGCAUAAGUCACCCAAAUGAUUUUGUUGUAGUUUGAGCUAAAGAGAAUGUCAUUCUCUUGGGUGGGUGACAUAAAAUUUUGUAAGCUUGUUGAAUCAACUUUUCCUUGUAAACGUUUCAGUAAUAAAACAUCUUUCCAAUCCUUGGUCAAUUUGUUUGUGUAAGAGAAUGUUGAAUAUUUAUAUUUCUAAUAAAAGCUGCAAAGGUAAAGAUG